ACAAACAACAACUCCUCUUUCUUGCUUUCCGUUCUUUCUCCAUUUUUCCCCCUCUUCGCUUUGUUCAUCUCGUCAAGCCAUCUCUCUCUUCUCCUCGUCUCAUCUCUCUCUCUAGAGCUCUCUCUGUUCCGAUCGGAGGCGAUCUCGGGGCCGCGUCAAUGGCGUCGAAGCGGAUCCUGAAGGAGCUCAAAGAUCUCCAGAAGGACCCUCCCACCUCUUGCAGCGCCGGGCCCGUGGCCGAAGACAUGUUUCAUUGGCAAGCAACAAUAAUGGGCCCGCCUGACAGUCCUUAUGCAGGAGGAGUGUUCCUAGUUACCAUUCAUUUUCCACCAGAUUACCCAUUCAAACCUCCUAAGGUCGCUUUUAGGACCAAGGUUUUCCACCCAAAUAUCAACAGCAAUGGCAGUAUUUGUCUCGACAUUUUAAAGGAGCAGUGGAGCCCAGCCCUAACCAUAUCGAAGGUCCUGCUUUCAAUAUGCUCACUGUUGACGGACCCAAACCCAGACGAUCCCCUUGUACCAGAAAUAGCCCACAUGUACAAGACCGACAGAGCCAAGUACGAGGCAACUGCCCGGAGCUGGACCCAGAAGUAUGCCAUGGGCUAGUUGGAUUGGUUUCUGGCAAGGGUUCUCUUAGGAAGCUGUCGUCGAUUGCUUCUUUGUAUAAAUGAAGUGUGAUAUCUUCACUAUAUUCAGGAUUUGAAAUAUAGACAUUCAAGUUGACGGCCCCCUCUCUUCAUUUCAAACCAUCUUUUAACAUUUCCUAUCCCCGAACCUCGGAAAAUCUGUAAUGUUGUUUAAGUUUGCUACUGCCAAGGGAGCGUGUUUCCUAAUGUUGAAUUGACUCGCCUCUUUCUGCCAAUUAAGUUAAAGUUCUGGUCUGUGCA
Molecule: messenger RNA, 886 nt
Organism: Punica granatum (pomegranate)
Lineage: Eukaryota; Viridiplantae; Streptophyta; Magnoliopsida; Myrtales; Lythraceae
Source: RefSeq, a predicted model, not a curated record